Messenger RNA from Colias croceus (clouded yellow), 1660 nucleotides. RefSeq lists its product as uncharacterized. Gene Ontology annotation, molecular function: protein dimerization activity. The coding region runs from base 115 to 1572 and encodes 485 amino acids. The record is from RefSeq and is a predicted model, not a curated record. The transcript has 2 exons. Lineage: Eukaryota; Metazoa; Arthropoda; Insecta; Lepidoptera; Pieridae.
CCUAAAGUAACAUAUUUAUCGCCAGAAAUACAAAAUGAGUUCAUAAAUGUUUUAGCUAAUCAUGUAAAAUGUCAGCUUGUAAACGAAAUUAAAUCGGCAAAAUAUUUCGGUAUCAUGUUUGAUAGCACACCUGACGUUUCACAUGUUGAUCAAAUGUCUGAAGUGAUUCGUUAUGUAAAAAUUAAUAAUAGAAAAGUAGAAGUCAAAGAAGUAUUCUUAGGAUUCUUUCCUUUACAUGGAAAAAAAGCAGCUGACUUAAGCGCUGAAAUACUAAAGAAGCUUGAAAACGAUGGCUUAGAUAUUAUGAUGUGUCGUUCUCAAGGUUAUGAUAAUGCUGCAGUUAUGAGUGGUAUACACGGAGGAGUACAAGCUAUUAUAAAAGAAAAAAACAAUAAAGCAAUUUUUAUUGGUUGUAUAGAUCAUUCAAUUAAUUUAUGCGGCCAACAUUCGUUCGCACAAAAUGUGACUUGUGUUACAUUUUUCGGAGCAGUGGAAACAAUAUUUAACUUUUUUUCAACUUCCACAAGUCGUUGGGAAGUGCUCCUCAAUCACAGCAAAGCAUCUGUUAAAAGACUUUCGACAACGCGAUGGAGUGCUCAUUACGGUGCAGUAAAAGUAUUGGCUGAAAAUUUUGAUGGGAUAAUAUCUGCAAUUGAGGAACUAUGUGACCAAGACGUAAAUUUAGAAACUAGAGGUGCUGCACAAAAUCUUAUGCCUGCUGUGUGCAAUUUCUCAUUUCUUUGUUUUCUUUUCUUUUGGAAUGAUGUGCUAAGGGAAGUGAACAAUGCUCAGAUCGCAUUACAAAGUAAAGGUUUAUGUGUUGAUGAAAUAAUCAUAAAACUAGAAGCACUUCGUCUAUUCAUUGGAGAGAAACGGUUGCAUCUAGCAGAAGAGGCAAUAGAUUUUGCUGUACAAAAAUCGGAAAAAUACAACAUUUCGAUGGAACGACGAAUUCGUCGCAAGAAACGCAUGCCCGGUGAGUUAGCGUCGUCCACCGAGGCUGGACUUACACUUAGAGCGGAACUUCAAAAGGACAUGUUAGAAUGCAUUGACAGAUUCAAUAUUGAACUCGAAACAAGAGUAAAGUCCAUUAAAGACGUAGCUUCAUUGUUUGAGGUUGUGCAGUCAAAGACCUUGCUUUCGGCAAACACUGAACAGUUAAAAUUAGCUAUAUCAAAAUUUACUAACCUUUACGAUGAAGUAUCAGAAACAGAACUCCUUUUAGAAAUACCAAGAUUGAGAAGACAUUUAAAAGCGGCUAAUAUUACUGUCUCUAAUUGGGUGAUACUGGACUUUUUGAAAUUUAUUGUGGAAUGGGAUUUUACAGAAUCUCUUCCGAAUCUAACGGUAGCACUAAAGUUAUUUAUAACAAUAUGUGCAUCAGUAGCUUCAUGUGAGAGAAGUUUCAGCAAAUUAAAAUUAAUUAAAAAUUAUUUGCGGUCUACAAUGACCGAAACCAGAUUAAACAAUCUUGGUAUUUUAACGAUAGAACAUGAAGCAACACAAAAUAUAAAUUUUGAAGACGUGAUUUCGGAGUUCGCUAGUGUCAAAGCUAGAAGGAAGAAAUUUUAAUUUUUAACAAACUAAAUUUGUUUUACAUAAUAAACAAAUAUUUGUAAUAGUUUCGAUUGAGUUUUAGGGUGACACCUAUAAAAUCCGC